AUGCCAGAGGAGAUGCAAGGGCGUGUACUGGAACUACCAUACCAGACUCAUGAGGUUUCUGAUGGUCACUCCAUUGCUCAUUAUAUCAAACAGAAAUUUGAUGAAGACUGUGGAGGGGCAUGGCACUGUGUGGUUGGCAAAGAGUUUGGCUUCUGCAUCGCUCACCUAUGUGGAACUUUCAUCUUCUUUGGGGUGGAGAUGAUGGAGUUUCUCAUCUUCAAGGAUGGCAACGACUUCAGCCUCACCAAGGAAGAAGCUGCUGCAACUGCAAGACUCCAGCAAAAAAGAGCAACGACUGAUAAUAGAUUUGUAUAAAUAUCUCAUUUUGUAUGCAAAUAAAUUCUGAACCGUGUUCCUGUCGAGAAUGUUUGUUUCUUCUCAUGAACCAUUCAAAAUGGAAUAUAUCAAACAUAAUGGACUAAAUAAACACAGGAAGGAAUGACAUAGUUUCAACUCUUUCAAAUCAUCAUGAUCUUUGCUGGAUAGUCAAAGGAAUGAAAUAAUGAAACAAGUGGAACGUAACAUGGGAUCAUCAUGAUCUUUCAUUGAUGCUCUACCAGAAAUGGAAGAUAUUUUACCUGAAAGGAAGGAAGAAGGGUUGGUAUUGUGAAUGACAGAAUGAGUAAGGAGGAGGUAAUCUGCAUCCCGAGGAUUAGAGCCGAAAUGUGAAACGGCAAUCCAAACCUCAGGAUGCAGAUUACCCAAUCCUGACCCAAAUAUUGAUGCGAGACAAAAACCGACAUAGUAGCUCUCUAAUAUCUCUGUAGGGGACUUUCAGCAGAAGCUCCUACACUGGUAGUGAUGAUGUGCAUUGAUGAUUUAGGGGGGAGGAAACUUAUAGGGGGAGCUCAGAAAGC
Messenger RNA from Linum tenue, 857 nucleotides. Lineage: Eukaryota; Viridiplantae; Streptophyta; Magnoliopsida; Malpighiales; Linaceae. The record is from the annotation of a GenBank genome assembly.